AUGGACUUCACCGCGGACGGGCGUUUCUUGAUGCUCAACUCUAGCGGAAUGGACAUGAUCGUGAUCAACGCCGAAACGUGCAAGAAAGCUUCGCCCAAGGACAUGAAAGUCCUCCGGGGCGAGGGAGAGGGCGGGGAGGUGGCCACCUGGGCGACGUCCACGUGCACCAUGAUGGACGGGAAACAGGCAGCCUGGUCAACCUUGCUAUCGUCGGCGGAGAACGAUGGCAACGGCGACAACGACGCCAACAGCGGAGACAUCGCAAUAACGGGAUCAUCGUCGCCAUCUCCACUGGCAGCCACCCUGACCGGUUCCGACCUGGUUCGGGGGGGCGAUGCGCCUGUCCUGCUUGCGUCUGACAGUCUCGGUCGUGUAGGGCUCCUUCGCUACCCGGCUAAGCUUCCGCCCGAGAUGGCGCCUCCCGGCGAUGCCGACGCUGCGGGUGCCGCUGUCCCCUCGGCGGAGGAGAGCGCUGGUGGAGAGGAAAAGGCCGCUGAUCCUAAUGCUCCACCGCCACCUAGCCCGGAGGAAGUGGAAGCUGCUGCUGCGGCGGCGGCCGCCGUCAUGGCCGAGGCCGUCGAGGCUGCUGUACCUCGGGUUUCCACCUUGAAGGCCCACGCGGGGAAGGUAGCGGCGGCGAGGCAGAUCGGAGACGGCGGCGGGGUCCUCACGCUAGGAGCUACUGACAGGUGCGUGUACCAGUGGGCCGUGGCUCUGGAAGAAGGGGAGGAAAGCGGCGAAGAGCUCCCGGACCCCCCCGCCUGCAACGCGCCGGUCCCAAAGAAAGCCUCCGGAGGAGAGGACGAUGAAGAGGAGGAAGCCGACGGCGGCGACGACGACGAGGAAGGGGAGCAGGUUGCCGCUGCCGCCUGGUCAGGAGACGACGAAGAUUUGGUCGGAAACGCCCCGAAAGAGGCGAGCGCGGAGUCCGCAUCGUUGCCCUCCAUGUUGCCGUCUUGGCUGGGAGGAGCGGCUGGUUCCCAGCCGGCGCCGUGCAUCCCCGACGAUGACCUGGAGCUGGAGUGGAUCCAUGGAUACUCGGCGCAGGGGUCGAGGCAAAACCUUGUGUACAACUGCAAGGGCGAAAUCGUCUACCCCGCGGCGUGCGCCGGAGUGGUCAUGACCAAGCGCACCAAGCCGCUUUCGCACAGGCAGACCUACAACCUCGACCACACCCAGGCCAUCACCUGCUUGGCGAUGCACCCCGACAAAGCCCACGUGGCGACAGGACAGGAGGGCUCCUGUCCAAUCGUCUUGGUGUGGGAUUCCGCGAGUAGGCCCUUGAAGACCAAGGCGCGGCUGCAGCUGGGCGACGACAAGAAAGGAGUAUCGCAGGUGUGCUUCAGCUCCGAUGGGAAGCUGCUGGCUGUAGCGUGCGAGGACAAGGGCCACACAGUCAUGGUGUUCCGCUGGGAGUCCGGCCUUCUCCGGUGCCAGGCUCGGUUGGGGGUCAAGAAGGCGUUGUCGAUGUGCUUCAGCCUCAACUCCGACGAGCUGCUGGCCGCUGGGCAUAAGCACUUUAAAGUCUGGACGCUUUCUGGAGGCGGGCUCAUGCAGGGGAAGCGAGGUCUGUUUGGCUCAGGCUCGAAGGUGCAAGCCCUUACGUGUGCCGCGGCGAUAUCGAACGGGGAGGGAGGGGGCUCCUCCUUCAUCCUGGGUGGCUCCAGCGGCAGCCUGCUCAAGCUCGAUGGAGGCCGCAAGGUUUCCUCGGAGAUCGAGGGCCAUGAGGGACCGGUGUACGCGCUCUAUGCCUACCCCGCGCCGGACGGCUCAGGAACAUGCCUGGUAACGGGAGGCGGUGACGGAAAGAUCAAGACUUGGGACGCUGAGGUGAUUUCGAGAAGAUGGGGGCUAUCUGGGGCCAUUGAAAACAUCUCGCUUGUGACAACGGAUUAUACAAAGUACUGUUAUGGCGUAGAUAUCUUGGGACCGGACAGGAAGAUCCUUGUCGGAACAUCUUGCAGUGAGAUUUUCGAGAUUUCCGCAAGCGAGGGGACAGACGUCAAUGACGGCGACUGCCUGAUGCGGGGCCACUUCCGAGACCAGCUAUGGGGUCUUGCGUCGCACCCAGCAAAGGUGUGGUUUUGCGUACCGCUGUACGUUAGCUCGGGCGAUGAAGGCAUGGUGAAGGAGUGGAACGCGACGACCCUGGCUCUCAACAGGGAGAUCGAUCUCGAAGGCUGGAUUCGCGCUGUACGAUACUCGCCCAAUGGCUUGCUCAUCGCCUGCGGGAUGGGUGGGGAAACGGAGGCAAACGGCAAGCGUCACUCGCCGAGGGAGGAAGAUGGAACGAUCAAGAUAGUCUCUGGCAUGGAAGAAGCCUUCCGCGUCGUGAACACCCUCUCGGAUGCCCUGGGGCCCAUCACGUGCAUCCGCUUUAGCCCGGACGGCAACCGAAUGGCGGGUGCGUCUCUCGACGGCAACAUCUACAUCUACUCGGUGCUGGAGAACUUCAAGCUCGAGGUAUGCUUCCAUAUUGGCGUGUGA
Molecule: messenger RNA, 2487 nt
Organism: Ectocarpus sp. CCAP 1310/34
Lineage: Eukaryota; Phaeophyceae; Ectocarpales; Ectocarpaceae
Source: the annotation of a GenBank genome assembly